This is a messenger RNA of Plodia interpunctella (Indianmeal moth), 2102 nucleotides long. RefSeq lists its product as uncharacterized. The transcript is spliced from 3 exons. Bases 170 to 2074 code for a protein of 634 amino acids. NCBI's taxonomy places the organism in Eukaryota, Metazoa, Arthropoda, Insecta, Lepidoptera, Pyralidae. The record is from RefSeq and is a predicted model, not a curated record.
CUGUCACAUGCUGUUGUUUAGCUGUAGUGUAAUGUAAGUGCAGAUGUAUUUGGGGUGUAAAAAUGUGUUAGUUUUGUACUAAAAAUGUACGAGGAUUUAAAUUAACUCAGAUUGAAUAAGAAACUAAUUUUGUUUCUAUUAAACAUUGUGUUCAUAUUUUGUUGUAAAAAUGUAUCUUACAAUGAGAAUUGUGCACAGUUUUCCUUUUAGAUAUGCUAAACCAGUUCUGGCAAUUGCAAAUAAUGUAAAAAUUUGCAGGGGUUUCCACUGCGAUCCUAAACUAUGUAUUAAAAUGUAUUUAGAACAUGAAAAUCAAUAUGCUUAUAGCAUUAUGGAACGAUAUGGAUAUGCUCAACGUUUGAGCUUGGAUAAUGAAAUUUCUUCUCUAACCUCAAGCCAAUUCGACAAUAUCAUGAUGGAUUGGUCUAGGAAGAAACCUUCUGAUUUAAUAGAUUUUUUUUCAAAGUUAGGUGUAUACUGUAAGAAAAAGAAUUUAUGUAUCUCAAACCAGACAUUUGAUACCUUCAUAGAUAAUCUUACAGAUAGCAUAAAAAAUACAUCAGACCAAGAGCUAGAAUCUUUGUUUUAUGCUGUAACCAAUUGGCCUGAAACUGAAUCAAUCAGAACAAGAAAUUAUAUAGAAGUAUGGGCUGCAUUAGAUGAUGAAUGUAUAAAUAGAUUACAGAAAUGGUCAUUUGAUGAAGUCCUUAAAUAUGUCAGUCUCUUUUUUAUGUUAAAUGUGACAAGAGUAAGUGAAUUUUCACAAAAAGGUGUGCAAAAGUUAGUUACAAAAGCAAAACAAUUAAGUCAUAGUCAGGUAGUGCAGACUAUGUUUUAUACUGGAAUCUUGAGACGAUCACCAUUUGACAUGCAUAACAUGGAACUUGAAUUAGUCAAGAGAUUCAAAGAGUUCACUUUAGAUGAAUUGGCUAUAAUAUCAAUGGGAUUUUUCAAAAGUAAAACUCCUAUCAGAGAUAGUAAAUUGGUGUUUCAAAUUAUAAAUAAGAUUAUAGAAAACUCAAAUGAUGUAAACGAGAUCUCCCUUGCAUCACUUUUAAAAAUUAUUCGUUAUUCACUAAGAAAAAGCAAAGACAGUGAGAUUUACAAAUUAUUAGAUACUUUACAACAUGAAGUCCCACGCUUAUCUGUUAUGUGCAAUGUUCACUUAGCAUUGGUAGGAACAUCCACUCUCACUCUUCAUGAGGAAUGUUUACAUAAAAUUGCCGAGACUGUUGGGAAUCAUAUUGCUGAAACAAGAUUAAAAGAUCUUGAAAGAUUGGUAUUUACUUUUGGCAUUUUUAAUAUAAAACCUGUUACCAAGGAAUGUUUUUUUGACAAAGUAUUGAAUGAAUUAAGGAGACCCGAAAGGCGAAGUGAAAUAGAAAAACACGGCAGAGCAUAUGCUUGUUGUAUUUCAUAUUUAAGUCUUUUAGAAAUAUACCCAGUUGAUUUAAUGAGUGAUGUUUUAAGUAAAAAGUUCUUAGAUAAAGCAUAUGGAAACCAUCAUCUUGCUUAUGGCAGGGAAAUAUUAACUAUACAUACCACAGCUUCAAUAUUCUGUCCUGAAGCUAAAAUGAAUCGUCUCACUGAUAAAUGUGCAAUUUCCUUGGCCAAAAAAUAUACAGAGUAUGUGCCAAGUGAAAAUUUUGUUAAAAAUUACAAUGACUCUCAUAAGUUGUUCUUAGAUGUAAUGAAAGUUUUAAAAGAAGAAAGAGGUGGAGAUGAAUAUGUUAUAGGUGAUCAUGUUUUGCCACAUCAUCAUAAAGGAGAUAUUAUUAUUUGCAAUGAUCAGAAAGGAUCGCCAGUGAAGAUACCAGAAAGUUAUAAGCACACUGUAUUUGGUUUGGUUCGAAAAAUUCCUGACAAUAAACAGUGGAUUGUAUUUAUAAUUCCAGGAAAAAAUGGCUUCAUAUUGAAUUCUGAUGUACCAACAGGAACAUACCAAACAAAAAUUAGGGAGUUGAAAGCAUUGGGAUAUAAUGUAGCAUUGGUGAAUUGGACAUCUUAUGGAUCAUUAGAAACAAAGGAAGAAAAAUUAAAGUUUAUCAAUAAUCUUGUUAGAGAAGCUCGAUAAUAAUAUACCUAACUCUCCCAAUUAGAAA